This is a messenger RNA of Scedosporium apiospermum, 2232 nucleotides long. RefSeq names its product NADH-ubiquinone oxidoreductase 78 kDa subunit, mitochondrial. Gene Ontology annotation, molecular function: NADH dehydrogenase (ubiquinone) activity; iron-sulfur cluster binding. The record is from RefSeq and is a predicted model, not a curated record. Gene Ontology annotation, cellular component: membrane. The transcript is spliced from 6 exons. NCBI's taxonomy places the organism in Eukaryota, Fungi, Ascomycota, Sordariomycetes, Microascales, Microascaceae. Gene Ontology annotation, biological process: ATP synthesis coupled electron transport. The coding region runs from base 1 to 2232 and encodes 743 amino acids.
AUGUUACGGCAGACUUUGGCUCGAUCGGCCUGGCGGACGGGCGGUAGGCAUGUCGCCAAUGCCUCGAGGGCUUUCUCGGCAACUGCCCAGCGAGCGGCCGAGGUGGAACUCACAAUUGAUGGGAAGAAGGUGUCGAUAGAAGCUGGCUCUGCCUUGAUUCAGGCGUGUGAAAAGGCCGGAGCUACUGUACCAAGAUACUGUUACCAUGAGAAACUUAUGAUUGCCGGAAACUGUCGUAUGUGUUUGGUCGAGGUCGAGAGGGCACCGAAGCCCGUUGCAUCCUGCGCCUGGCCCGUACAACCCGGCAUGGUUGUCAAGACCAACUCGCCUCUCGUCCACAAGGCCCGCGAGGGUGUCAUGGAGUUCCUCCUCGCCAACCAUCCCCUGGACUGCCCCAUCUGCGACCAGGGAGGCGAGUGCGAUCUCCAGGAUCAGUCGAUGCGAUACGGUGCUGACCGUGGCCGAUUCCACGAGAUUGGCGGCAAGCGUGCCGUCGAGGACAAGAACAUCGGACCCCUUAUCAAGACAUCGAUGAACCGAUGCAUCCACUGCACGCGUUGCAUCCGAUUCGCCAACGAUAUCGCCGGUGCUCACGAGUUCGGUUCCACUGGCCGUGGCAACGACCUGCAGAUCGGUACCUACCUCGAGAGGAGCCUCGACUCCGAGCUGUCCGCCAACGUUAUCGACCUCUGCCCCGUCGGUGCUUUGACCUCGAAGCCGUAUGCUUUCCGUGCCAGGCCCUGGGAGCUCAAGAAUACCGAGUCCAUCGACGUCCUGGACGGUCUUGGUUCCAACAUCCGUGUCGACUCGAGGGGUUUGGAGGUCAUGAGGAUUCUCCCCAGGCUCAACGACGAUGUGAAUGAAGAGUGGAUCAACGAUAAGACUCGAUUCGCCUGCGACGGUCUCAAGACUCAGCGCCUCACCAUGCCUCUUGUCAAGAGGGAGGGUAGAUUCGAGCCUGCCGACUGGGAGCAAGCGUUGAACCAGGUCGCCGCCGCCUUCGCCACCCUCAAGCCCCAGGCCAACGAGUUCAAGGUUAUUGCUGGAGAGCUCACCGACGUCGAGUCCAUGGUCGCCAUGAAGGACCUCGCCAACAGGUUAGGAUCUGACAACUUGGCUUUGGAUAUGCCCUCUGGAAGUCAGCCCAUCCCCCACGGUGUCGAUGUGAGGUCCAACUACCGCUUCAACUCUAAGAUCUGGGGUAUCGAGGAUGUCGACGCCCUGCUCAUUGUCGGCACUAACCCCCGACAUGAGGCGGCCGUCCUUAACGCCCGUAUCCGCAAGCAGUGGCUCCGCUCCGACCUCGAGAUCGCUGUCGUUGGCGAGAGCUGGGAGUCCACCUUCGAGUUCGACCACCUCGGCACCGACCACGCGGCUCUUAAGAAGGCCCUCGCCGGUCCCUUCGGCAAGAAGCUCCAGGCUGCCCAGCGUCCCAUGAUCAUCGUGGGCUCUGGUGUUACCGACCACCCCGACGCCAAGGCCUUCUACGAGACCAUUGGCGCCUUCGUCGAGAAGAACGCUGCCAACUUUAUCACUCCCGAGUGGAACGGCUUCAACAUCCUCCAGAGGGCCGCUUCGCGCGCCGGCGCCUUCGAGGUCGGCUUCACCACCCCCUCGCCCGAAGUCGCCCAGACCCAGCCCAAGAUCGUCUGGCUUCUCGGAGCUGACGAGAUCGACCCCGCCUCCAUCCCCCGCGACGCCUUUGUCAUCUACCAGGGCCACCACGGUGACAAGGGUGCCGAGAUCGCCGACGUCAUCCUCCCCGGCGCCGCCUACACCGAGAAGUCGGCCACCUACGUCAACACCGAAGGCCGCGUCCAGACCACCCGUGCUGCGACGUCCCUCCCCGGCGCUUCCAGGCCCGACUGGAAGAUUGUCCGCGCCGCCAGCGAGUUCCUCGGCGUUCCUCUCCCCUACGACGACCUUGCCGCUCUCCGCGAGAGGAUGACCGAGAUCAGCCCCGCGCUCGCCGCUUACGACGUCAUCGAGCCUACGGCGCUUCCCCGGCUCAGCAAGGUGCAACUGGUAGACCAGAACAAGGGAUCCAAGCCCACGGGCCAGCCCUUGACGAAGGUUAUCGAGAACUUUUACUUUACCGAUGUCAUCUCAAGAAGCUCACCUACCAUGGCCCGCUGCUCGGCCGCCAAGGCCACGGGCAACCCUCAGACGAAUUUCAUGGCGCCCGGUAUGGAGGAGGACAGGCCAAUGGGCCAGGUCGCCUACGGCGCGUGA